Branchiostoma floridae (Florida lancelet) is the source of this 2526-nucleotide messenger RNA. RefSeq names its product replication protein A 70 kDa DNA-binding subunit B-like. The record is from RefSeq and is a predicted model, not a curated record. The coding region runs from base 401 to 1354 and encodes 317 amino acids. NCBI's taxonomy places the organism in Eukaryota, Metazoa, Chordata, Leptocardii, Amphioxiformes, Branchiostomatidae. The transcript is spliced from 3 exons.
AUAAAAAGAAUAUACAACACCGUCACGACAACCAACGUUCAAACCAACCGCUCUCAAGUGUCAACGACAGUUUACCUACCAAACAUCUAAUCACAUCGUUCGUAUUUCCGACUACUUCCGAUUUACGGUCUAUUAGCGCUUCGUCCUUCAACAGCAGACCAACAACCCUGUCAACCGUACUCAUACCAAACACCAUCCACCUGGCAUACUCUGUCUAUGAACCACGUCACACCAGUCGCAAAAACAUCGAGAACACGCCACCAUCACCAGAUGAUGUUCAUUGGUCCGACGCCACCGACGACGAGUGUUUAAGUAUUCUUCUACGUUAUGAACUAUUCAUGUUCUACAUUGAACCAGUAAACCCAUACAGUAUAACAGAUAUCUUUUGGAACUGAUAAGUAUGCCUAAAAAAAAACAUGACCACCUAACUUGCACACCUAACCCGUCCUCCUCUGAACAUAAUCGCCAAAAUUCAACUAACCCACACAAACAUUCAGAAAAAGACCCACCAGCACCAGAACAAGCAGUUCCUCCUCCACUGGCAAAUACCGACAACGUCUCCAGCACACCUGAUACUAAUAUUGCCAUUGCAGACAUCGACAGCAAUUUGAACCGCACAUAUACACUCCAUGUAAAAGUCAUAUCCAAAAGUGACAUCACUCCAUUUUCAAGACUACAUGGGAAAAGCUCCGGAAAUCGCCUAAGUCUAAUGUUAGCAGAUACCACUGCUAAUCUAAAGGCCGUGGCAUGGAAUAAGACAGCUGAAAGAGUGUUCCAUGCCAUGGAUGUCGACAAAACUUACACAAUCAAAAAUUUCAUCAUUAAACCAGCAAACAAGAAGUACACGUCUACCAAAUUCGAACUGACCUUCACGGAUAACACUAUCAUAGAACCAACAAACGUUGACCUUCCUUGCAACGUAGACACCGUCUAUACCACGAUUGACAACUUAACAACUAUGACUAGUGACAGCUAUGUUUCUGUUGUCGGCAUCAUACAUCGCAUACACCCUCCAACUACCGUUCAUCGAAAAUAUGAUGGUCAACCAAUUUCUAAGACCAUAAUCGACAUCGCAGAUGACACAAAGACAUCUGUGUCGGUGACCUUUUGGAACGCAGAAGACAAAACUGCGCUAUAUGAAAUUGACAAGACAGUACUUCACCUCCAAAAUGCUAAGCUAACUAUUUACAAUGACGCCCCGCAACUCAGUGUUACAUCAGACACAACAGUUCUGAUAGAUGAAAACAAUCACAGAUCGAAGGAACUAUUGGAAACAAUGAAAACCAUACCACAUGACGAUAUCACGCCAUUGCUGGCAAUCACAAACGACUCCGACUACAGGACAUGUCCUUAACAGAAUUGAUGACACACAAGACAGCCCGUGGCCGUGUAACGGCAGAUAUACUUGCCAUAUCUGGCUCAAAGGCCACCUACAAAAUGUGUUUAAAUCCCACCUGCCGACAAGCAUUAACAGAAACGUCACCACAAAAGUACACGUGUACUAACUGCAAAAAAGUAUGUCACGUAACCAAAACUGCGUACCGCCUGCAAAUAUUACUAGCUGACGGUGAUGAGGAAAAAUGGAUCACAGCGUUUGACAAACCUGCCCAACAACUGCUCAAAAUGGAUCCUGAAACUUUUGAGUCAUUAAGCGACCAUGAAAAAACACACAUCAUCAAUCGGACAACAGAGAAAACGCAAACAUCGAUCUUUCACUUGUCCAAAAAUGACAAAGACAACAUAAUAUGUCACGACAUAAGUGACAACGUCCUCGACACCACUUCACAAGAUUCAUAAUCCCCAUGACGUUUAAAACGACACACCUUAAAAUACAUUUGACAGAUUACAUUUAAAAACCUACAUUCGGAAAGAACAUGGUCAAAUUUACACUGCAAAAAACACAUCUUAUAACAUCGUUAACCAGUAUUUAAAAUCUUGUUACACGUAUGCCUUGACCUUUGUCAACAUAGCGAUACCUUCUUACCUAUAUAACUGGUAUCAUAAUAGCAUUAGUAUCAUUUCAUCUAUUUGUUUCUUUACACAAUCUAUACACAUUUGUCGAUAAGCAAUAUGUAAGGUAUUUAUCAUGAUAGUAUAACUAGUAAUGUACAUUACUACUUCCUCAUAUCAUGUUUACUAUUCUUUUAUAUUAUUCCUGCUCAUUUUGACACUAUAUACACAUUCGUCAACAUAACGACGAAUUGUUACCUACAUAACUGUUUUAACGUUACUUCUUCUGUAUGUUAUCUCCGUUUUUUGGCAGCAUAUAUACCAAUGUAGACCUAUAUAAUAUACAUAUAUACAUUUUUGACCAAAUAUAUACUGGAAUAACUCACUUCAUAUCACACCUUAUUGCAGUGUAAAAAUUAUUACACAUAUGUGUCAGCCAUCCAUUGUCUUUUUUAUAUACAUACAUAUAUAUACCUUGUUACCUAUAAAACUGUUAUCUAUCAUAAUAGCAUUAUUGCUCUCCAUUUGUUUCCUCGCCAUAUCAACAUUAGACGAUAUGCGAUAUAUAAGUUUCUC